Messenger RNA from Doryrhamphus excisus (bluestripe pipefish), 1426 nucleotides. Its product is annotated as mitochondrial carnitine/acylcarnitine carrier protein. Lineage: Eukaryota; Metazoa; Chordata; Actinopteri; Syngnathiformes; Syngnathidae. Gene Ontology annotation, biological process: mitochondrial ADP transmembrane transport; mitochondrial ATP transmembrane transport; carnitine transmembrane transport. The record is from RefSeq and is a predicted model, not a curated record. Gene Ontology annotation, molecular function: ATP:ADP antiporter activity; O-acyl-L-carnitine transmembrane transporter activity. Gene Ontology annotation, cellular component: mitochondrial envelope; mitochondrial inner membrane.
CGUUGUCAUAAGGUGGCUGUUUUCAAUUAGUCAGGCUGCAGAAGAACCAAGUCAAGAGGACCAGGGCUUUGCGAGACAGGAAGAGCCGACGUGGAGAAACAGCAGGGGGUCUCACUCACGGAGUUCCUCAAAGUCCAAGGUCCACCCGCCAGACCCGUUGCGGAACCGAGACCCCAGCACCGUCACAUACGCAGGAGCUUUGCAGGCCGGGUUUCGGCUCGGGCCAUGCGGGGAAGACGAUGGGAGACGAGCCCAGAGUUUCUCCCCUGAAGAACUUCGUGGCCGGGGGGGUCGGAGGGGCUUGCCUGCUGCUGGCUGGACACCCUUUGGACACCAUCAAGGUGAGACUUCAAACUCAGCCCAAAGCCUCAAGCCCUCAGUAUGUCCUCUACAAGGGAACAUAUGACUGUUUUCGCAAGACCGUGUCAAAAGAGGGUCUCCUGGGCUUGUAUAAAGGGAUGGGCGCUCCUCUGGUGGGAGUGGCACCCAUGAUGGCUAUCAGUUUCUUCGGCUUCGGCUUGGGGAAACAGCUCCAGCAGACGGACCCUGGCCAACCGCUAACGCAUUCGCAAAUAUUCCUGUCAGGAUGUCUGGCGGGGGUCUUCACCACUGUGAUCGUGGCUCCGGGUGAGAGGAUUAAAUGCUUACUGCAGGUGCAGGCUGGCGGUGGCAGGUCAAAAUAUUCUGGUCCUCUGGACUGUGCCAUGCGUCUCUAUAAGGAGCAGGGCAUCCGCAGCGUCUACAAAGGAACCGUGCUGACACUCAUCAGAGAUGUGCCUUCUAAUGGUCUCUAUUUCCUGACUUAUGAAUACCUCAAAAAUUUCCUGACUCCGGAGGGUCAAAGUGUUUCUCAGCUAGGCGCCGCUUACAUCCUGCUUGCCGGUGGUGUGGCUGGACUCUUGAACUGGACUAUCGCUUUGCCCCCAGAUGUCCUCAAAUCCAAUUUCCAGACUGCUGCAGACGGCAAGUACAGAGGUCUUACAGACGUCUUGAUGACGCUGCUUCGAGAAGAAGGACCCAAAGCGCUCUACAAAGGCUUCAACGCCGUCUUUCUCCGAGCCUUCCCAGCCAAUGCGGCCUGUUUCCUGGGUUUUGAAGUGGCCUUAAAGGGCUUGAACUGGCUCUUGCCUAACUGGUGAGGUCGGGUUCUACUUGGCCACUGGUUUGAAGCAACAAAACUGCCACGACUGUCUGCCUCUCGUCUUCAGAAUCACACUCGGCAAAGUGAGCCAGCUCCAUGUGCAACGCAGUUUUCACUAUAGUUGUGAAUUUGUAUCAUGUAAAUGAACACUGUUACAGGUGCUAUUUUACUAGAAUUUUAAAGAACUUUAAAGAAUAUUUAUAUUGUUUUGUUGUAUUUAUGAGGGUAUGAGGAUCAAGCAUGUGUAGUUUUUUACACUUUUUCAAUAAAGUGAUUGGAAUUUGA